ACCACUGGGGGAGGAGAGGGCUUUAACCAAGCAUCAGGCACGCAGGACAAGAAAAGGAUUAGGAGUAAAGAGCUAGGGAAGAAAAGAUAAUGCAAGAGACGUUGCUUAAGUUUCAAAUAGCUGGAAAAUAGUUUCUGUGGUUUUGGUCACACGAGCUUUUGCAAGACAGGGGUUUAACAUCUAGGCAAGUUUUGUAGCUAUUAGGUUUAAAUGAUACUCAAGUAGGAAACCACUGACAAUCAGGAAUCUACUUUUACAGAAUAUUUAGAUUCAGUUGUGCAAAGCUACCUUUGGAAGUAUAAAAUGUUUCAAGCCUUUGUUCGGCAAGCUACUUCAGCAUAUCGCCCACUACCCAGUCUUCUGCCAGGUGAACCUGAGAUGAAGUACAAGGGCAAGUUGGUGCACGAAACUCAGCUUAACUGCUUCUACAUCCAACCUGGAGGUUCCAACUAUGGAAGUCCCCGUCCAGCUCAUGCCAACAUGAAUGCCAAUGCAGCGGCAGGGCUUGCCCCAGAGCAUAUCCCUACUCCAGGGGCAGCUCUGUCCUGGCAGGCUGCUAUCGAUGCUGCCAGGCAGGCCAAAUUGAUGGGUAGUGCUGGCAAUGCAACAAUAUCCACAGCUAGCUCCACGCAGAGGAAACGACAGCAGUAUGGGAAACAGAAAAAACAGGGUACAACCACAGCUACACGUCCUCCCCGGGCAUUGCUGUGUUUAACGCUGAAAAAUCCCAUUCGGAGGGCAUGCAUCAGCAUCGUCGAAUGGAAAUCAUUUGAAAUAAUUAUUUUACUGACUAUUUUUGCCAAUUGUGUGGCCUUAGCUAUCUAUAUCCCCUUUCCAGAAGAUGAUUCCAAUGCCACCAAUUCCAAUCUGGAACGAGUGGAAUAUCUCUUUCUCAUAAUUUUUACAGUGGAAGCAUUUUUAAAAGUAAUAGCAUAUGGACUUCUCUUUCACCCCAACGCUUACCUCCGCAAUGGCUGGAAUUUACUAGAUUUUAUAAUUGUGGUAGUAGGGCUUUUUAGUGCAAUUUUAGAACAAGCAACCAAAGCAGAUGGGGUGAAUUCAAUAGGAGGGAAAGGUGCCGGAUUUGAUGUUAAAGCACUGCGGGCUUUCCGAGUGUUACGCCCCUUACGGCUGGUAUCUGGAGUUCCUAGUCUCCAAGUGGUUUUAAAUUCCAUUAUCAAGGCUAUGGUCCCCUUACUGCACAUUGCCCUGCUGGUGCUGUUUGUCAUAAUUAUCUAUGCCAUCAUUGGACUGGAGCUAUUCAUGGGGAAGAUGCACAAGACCUGCUACUUCCUGCAAGGCGGAUUACCGGCAGAAGAGGAAGCCUCUCCUUGUGCCCCUCUAUCAGCGCAUGGACGGCAGUGUCAGAAUGGCACUGAGUGCAAACCAGGAUGGGAGGGGCCCAAGCAUGGCAUUACCAAUUUCGACAACUUUGCCUUUGCCAUGUUAACUGUGUUUCAGUGCAUCACUAUGGAGGGCUGGACAGAUGUACUGUACUGGAUGCAGGACGCUAUGGGCUAUGAGUUACCAUGGGUGUAUUUUGUCAGUCUGGUCAUCUUUGGAUCCUUUUUCGUUCUAAAUCUGGUUCUUGGUGUGUUGAGCGGGGAGUUUUCCAAAGAAAGAGAGAAGGCAAAGGCUCGGGGUGACUUUCAGAAGUUGCGGGAGAAACAACAGCUGGAGGAAGACUUGAAGGGGUACCUGGAUUGGAUAACUCAAGCAGAAGACAUCGAUCCAGAAAAUGAAGAUGAAGGCAUGGAUGAGGAGAAGCCCCGAAACAUGAGCAUGCCUACAAGUGAGACUGAGUCCGUGAACACAGACAAUGUGGCGGGAGCAGAUAUUGAAGGAGAAAACUGCGGUGCUAGGCUGGCGCAUCGGAUCUCCAAAUCUAAGUUUAGCCGGUACUGGCGCCGGUGGAACAGGUUCUGCAGGAGGAAGUGCCGAGCUGCUGUCAAGUCCAAUAUUUUCUACUGGCUGGUGAUCUUCCUUGUGUUUCUCAACACCCUUACCAUCGCUUCUGAACAUUACAACCAGCCAUACUGGCUUACAGAGGUCCAAGACACUGCCAAUAAGGUGCUGCUAGCUCUUUUCACGGCAGAGAUGCUGCUGAAGAUGUACAGCUUAGGUCUCCAGGCCUACUUUGUAUCACUCUUCAACCGCUUUGACUGCUUUAUUGUUUGUGGAGGAAUCCUGGAGACCAUCCUGGUGGAGACCAAGAUCAUGUCACCGUUGGGCAUCUCGGUGUUGAGAUGCGUCCGACUCCUGAGAAUAUUUAAAAUCACAAGGUAUUGGAAUUCCUUGAGUAACCUAGUGGCUUCACUGCUGAACUCAGUCCGUUCCAUCGCUUCCCUGUUGCUGCUUCUCUUCCUCUUCAUCAUCAUCUUCUCACUCCUGGGAAUGCAGCUCUUUGGGGGCAAGUUUAACUUUGAUGAGAUGCAAACCAAGAGGAGCACAUUCGAUAACUUCCCCCAGUCCCUCCUCACGGUAUUUCAGAUCCUGACUGGGGAGGACUGGAAUUCGGUGAUGUAUGAUGGGAUCAUGGCUUAUGGCGGCCCCUCUUUUCCAGGAAUGUUGGUCUGUAUUUACUUCAUCAUCCUCUUCAUCUGCGGAAACUAUAUCCUGCUGAAUGUAUUUUUGGCUAUCGCUGUGGACAAUCUUGCCGAUGCUGAGAGUUUGACAUCUGCUCAGAAAGAAGAGGAAGAGGAAAAAGAAAGGAAAAAACUAGCUAGGACCGCUAGUCCUGAAAAGAAACAGGAGAUUGAGAAACCAGCUGUGGAGGAGGAGACAAAGGAGGAGAAAAUUGAGCUGAAAUCUAUCACUGCUGAUGGAGAGUCCCCGCCUACUACCAAGAUCAAUGUGGAUGAUUAUCAGCCCAAUGAAAAUGAAGAGAAGAACCCAUAUCCUACUACAGAAGCUCCAGCAGAGGAAGAGGAGGAGGAGCCUGAAAUGCCUGUCGGCCCUCGGCCACGCCCAAUGUCUGAACUGCACCUCAAAGAGAAGGCUGUGCCCAUGCCGGAUGCCAGUGCUUUUUUCAUCUUCAGCCCUACCAACAGGUUUCGUCUCCACUGCCAUCGAAUCGUUAAUGAUAACAUUUUCACCAACCUGAUCCUCUUUUUCAUCUUGCUCAGCAGCAUCUCCCUGGCAGCUGAGGACCCUGUCAAACACUACUCCUUUAGGAACCAAAUUCUCUUUUAUUUUGAUAUAGUUUUUACUGUCAUUUUCACCAUUGAAAUUGCUCUGAAGAUCCUAGGCAAUGCAGACUAUGUCUUCACUAGUAUCUUUACAUUAGAAAUUAUUCUUAAGAUGACUGCAUAUGGAGCUUUCCUCCACAAGGGCUCCUUCUGCAGGAACUACUUCAACAUCCUAGACUUGCUGGUGGUCAGUGUGUCUCUCAUCUCCUUUGGGAUCCAGUCCAGUGCAAUCAACGUAGUGAAGAUCUUACGUGUCCUGCGAGUGCUCAGACCGCUGAGGGCCAUCAACAGAGCCAAGGGACUAAAGCACGUGGUCCAGUGCGUAUUUGUAGCCAUCAGAACCAUCGGAAACAUUGUGAUUGUCACCACUUUGCUGCAGUUCAUGUUUGCCUGCAUUGGAGUUCAGUUGUUCAAGGGCAAACUGUAUAGCUGCAGCGAUAGCUCCAAGCAAACAGAAGCAGAAUGCAGGGGGCAUUAUAUUUCGUACAAAGAUGGAGAAGUCACCCAGCCAAUCAUCCAGUCCCGCAAUUGGGAGAACAGCAAGUUCAACUUUGACAACGUCUUGACUGCCAUGAUGGCACUCUUCACUGUUUCAACCUUUGAGGGCUGGCCAGAGCUGCUGUACAAAUCCAUAGAUUCUCACAUGGAGGAUGUGGGACCCAUCUAUAACCACAGGGUGGAGAUCUCCAUUUUCUUCAUUAUCUAUAUCAUCAUCAUUGCUUUCUUCAUGAUGAACAUCUUCGUUGGUUUCGUCAUUGUCACGUUUCAGGAACAAGGAGAGCAGGAAUACAAGAACUGUGAGCUGGACAAGAACCAGCGCCAAUGUGUUGAGUAUGCCCUGAAGGCCCGCCCCCUGCGGAGGUACAUCCCUAAGAACCAGUACCAAUACAAAGUGUGGUAUGUGGUGAACUCCACCUAUUUUGAGUACCUGAUGUUUGUUCUCAUCCUGCUGAACACCAUCUGCCUGGCUAUGCAGCACUAUGGUCAGAGCUGUCCCUUCAAACAAGCCAUGAAUAUCCUCAACAUGCUCUUCACGGGUCUCUUCACCGUCGAGAUGAUUCUGAAACUAAUCGCCUUCAAACCCAAGGGUUACUUUAGUGAUCCUUGGAAUGUUUUUGACUUCCUCAUCGUAAUUGGCAGCAUUAUAGACGUCAUUCUCAGUGAAACUAAUCACUAUUUCUGUGAUGCAUGGAAUACAUUUGACGCCUUGAUUGUUGUGGGUAGCAUUGUUGAUAUAGCAAUCACCGAGGUGAACCCAGCUGAACAUACCCAAUGCUCUUCCUCUAUGAAUGCAGAGGAAAACUCGCGCAUCUCAAUCACCUUUUUCCGACUCUUCCGUGUGAUGCGUCUCGUGAAGCUUCUGAGCCGUGGGGAGGGCAUCCGGACGUUGCUUUGGACCUUCAUCAAGUCCUUCCAGGCUCUCCCCUAUGUGGCUCUUUUAAUAGUGAUGUUAUUCUUCAUCUAUGCGGUGAUUGGAAUGCAGGUAUUUGGUAAAAUUGCUCUGAAUGAUACCUCGUAUAUAAACCGCAACAACAACUUUCAGACGUUCCCUCAAGCAGUGCUGCUACUCUUCAGGUGUGCCACUGGUGAAGGCUGGCAGGACAUCAUGCUUGAUUGUCUGCCAGACAAGAAGUGCGAUCCUGAGUCAGAGCCAACCAACUCUACUGAAGGCGACCAUUCCUGUGGGAGCAGCUUUUCCAUCUUUUAUUUCAUCAGCUUCUACAUGCUCUGUGCCUUCUUGAUUAUCAAUCUUUUUGUGGCUGUUAUUAUGGAUAACUUUGACUACUUGACACGGGAUUGGUCCAUUCUGGGGCCACAUCACCUUGACGAGUUUAAAAGGAUCUGGGCAGAGUAUGACCCUGAAGCCAAAGGACGGAUCAAACACCUGGACGUGGUGACGCUGCUCCGGCGGAUUCAGCCUCCGCUGGGCUUUGGAAAGCUCUGUCCUCAUCGAGUGGCUUGCAAACGCCUAGUCUCUAUGAAUAUGCCACUGAACAGUGAUGGGACUGUCAUGUUUAAUGCCACCCUCUUUGCAUUGGUCAGAACAGCACUGAGGAUCAAAACUGAAGGUAACCUGGAGCAAGCCAAUGAGGAGCUGCGAGCGAUCAUUAAGAAAAUCUGGAAGCGCACCAGCAUGAAGCUGCUGGAUCAGGUUGUGCCCCCGGCAGGCGACGAUGAGGUGACAGUCGGGAAGUUUUAUGCCACUUUCCUGAUCCAAGAGUAUUUCCGGAAAUUCAAGAAACGUAAAGAACAAGGCCUCGUGGGCAAACUCUCACAGCGGAAUGCUCUCUCCUUGCAGGCCGGGUUGCGCACAUUGCAUGACAUUGGGCCAGAGAUCCGACGGGCAAUCUCCGGAGACCUGACAGCUGAAGAGGAGCUAGACAAGGCCAUGAAAGAAGCUGUUUCCGCUGCCUCUGAAGAUGAUAUCUUCAGGAGGGCUGGUGGUCUGUUCGGAAACCAUGUCAGCUACUACCAAAGUGAUGGCAGGAGCUCAUUCCCCCAGACAUUCACCACCCAGCGCCCUUUGCACAUCAAUAAAUCUGGCAACAACCAGGGAGAUACGGAAUCCCCAUCACACGAGAAGCUAGUGGAUUCCACCUUCACUCCCAGCAGCUACUCGUCUUCGGGAUCCAACGCCAACAUCAACAAUGCCAACAAUACUGCCUUGUCCCGCUUCCACAGCCCACCCAGCUACCCAAGUACUGUCAGCACAGUGGAGGGGCAUGGCACACCCUUGUCACCCACCAUACGAGUGCAGGAAGCCCCUUGGAAACUCACUUCCAAAAGCUCCAGUUCCAGAGACAGCCAGCUGGCAAUCGUUUGCCAAGAGGAAGUAUCUCAGGAUGAGACUUACGAUGAGAAUUUGAAUGAAGACGUAGAGUACUGUAGCGAACCAAGUCUGAUCUCUACUGAAAUGCUCUCAUACCAAGAUGAUGAGAACAGACAACUGACUCCACCUGAAAACAACAAAGGCGAGGGGUCCAGGCAGUCUCCAAAGAGGGGGUUUCUUCGCUCCUCGUCACUGGGUCGAAGAGCAUCUUUUCACUUGGAGUGUCUGAAGAGACAGAAGAACCAAGGUGUAGAUGUCUCCCAGAAGACAGUUCUGCCAUUGCAUCUGGUACACCAUCAGGCACUAGCAGUGGCAGGGCUGAGUCCCCUGCUCCAGAGAAGCCAUUCCCCAACAACGUUCUCCCCCCGGUUGUGUGCCACGCCCCCUGCCGUGCCCUGUAGCCGUGGCUGGCCACAGAAGACCAUCCCGACUUUACGGCUUGAUGGAGUGGAGUCCAGUGAGAAACUCAACAGUAGCUUCCCAUCAAUACACUGCAGCUCCUGGUACUCUGACAGCACCAGCUGCAGCAGCCCUCGGAGAGCCAGGCCGGUCUCCCUCACCGUCCCCAGCCAGACUGGAGGGAGCAGCAGGCAGUUCCACGGCAGCGCUGGCAGCCUUGUCGAAGCGGUCUUGAUUUCAGAAGGACUGAUGCAGUUUGCGCAAGAUCCAAAGUUCAUUGAGGUCACAACCCAAGAGCUAGCAGAUGCCUGUGACAUGACAAUAGAAGAGAUGGAAAAUGCAGCAGACAACAUACUCAAUGGUAACAGCAAGCAAAGCCCCAAUGGCAACCUCUUGCCUUUUGUUAACUGCAGGGACCCAGGGCAGGACAGUGCAGGAGAGGAAGAGGAAGAGGUGCAGAACCCGGAUUGUAGAAAAAGUCAGGAGGAGCUCCAGGACAGCAGGAUUUAUGUCAGCAGCCUGUAGUUGCCAGGGCUGAAGCGAUGCUGGUUUUUUAUUUGUUUCAAUGUUCCUAAUGGGUUUGUUUCAGAAGUGCCUCACUGUUCUCGUGACCUGGAGUAACCGGAACAGCGUUCUUCAUUCAUUUCUGUUGGGACGAGUCGCAGAGUUGGGUGGUGUAAGAGAGCUUUUCAGGAGCGAAUACAACCCCAGCAUGUGUCCAUGAGGAGGAGGAAGAGGUGGAGGAGGAGAGCCAGCUCCCGCUUGUUCUCAGUCGCUGCACAAGGAACAAUGGCUGCUUCCUGAAUGCAAAGGAGAACCUCAGCUUCCUGUGGAUGGCCCUAGCCAAAAGGACCCUGCAUCAAACGGGUGUCUUUCAACUUUGCUUGUAAAAAUCAUUUUGCACAUAUUCUGUAUGAGCCUCACCGUCUCCAUAAAGCCAAGGCCCUUUUGAUUUGGAAUAGAAUGAUGGACUUCUUCUGCUGUGGAUUCCAGUACCUUGUUGGGGAGGAGGAAGCAGAAGAAGCCUUAGGGGACAUGAGAGGCAAAUGGCAACACUGCAGGAAGGCUUGUUGACAGAAAAUGCAGAGACUCCCAGGCAGUGGUCUCUGCCAACCAAUCAGAGCUCAGGCAGUCACUUCUGCCAACCAAUCAGAGCUCAGGUAGCCAUGUCUGCCAACCAAUCAGAGCUCAGACAGCCAGCUGUGCCAACCAGUGGGAGAGCAGGUAGCAGGCUCUGUCAAGCAGAGCUGAGGCAACCUGCCCUUUUCUAAGUGAGGUGGUGUUGGGCUUAUGUAGAUCUCUCUUUGUUUUUGCAGUUUGAUAUUUUCUUGAAAGCAUGUUCCAAUUUUUAUUUUGAAUAUUUUUGUUUUGUUUUGGAGGGAGAGGGGAGAAAGGCGUGUUUACAAAAUUUUGUAACCACCUACCCUUUUUGUUUUGUUCUGUCUUCACCUUUGCAAAUGUUAAAUUGGUUUGGUUACAUUGUAUUAUUUAAACUAUUUUUUCUCCAUUGAAAUUCGGUAGAAGCUAUAAUGAUAGAAGAGUUUUAUCAACCAUUAUGUACACCAAGAAUUUGUAAUUUAAUUUGAUAGUAAUUGAAAUCUCCUUUUUUUUGUUGUUGUUUUAUAAUUUAAAGAUAGUAGGCAAUGCACUUGAUAUAGUCUUGCACAUUUGAGUGAUUGAUUUGGAUUCUUUUUAGUGCUAGGUAUUUUUGUGAGUGAGUGUGUGAGCGGCACUGAGUGAGCGUGUGUGUGUAUGUGUGUAUAAGUGCAGACAGUUCUCCACUUCCUGGUUUUACCUUCAGGAGAUCUGUAUCUGGGGCCAUUUGAAUGCAAAAACAAACCACUGUCUCUGCUUUUGAAAGGGGAAUCAGUAACUCUUUGCAUUUUCUGUUCCACAAGAUAUGCAAAAACAAUGCAAUAAUAUUAAUUUUAAAAUACAAUUGUGAGUUGUGUUGGCAUUAAAACUGUAUAGAAACAAAAUUAAGGGGAAAAACAAACAAAAGUGAGAAGGAGUUAUGCUUCAAUAUAUUCCGUGUGAUGUUUUAUUGCAUUGAUAAUGUUUCUGUUGAAGAAACCGUAAUACUUGAAUUCAGGUCAGUUUCAGUAUUUUUCAAAUAUUUUUUUAAAAUGAAUUGCAAUUGUGCCAAGCAAAUAUAAUGAAUUGAAUUAAGUUUGUUUUAAAAGAUCACUUCUUGUAUAUUUUGCUGCAUGUAAAGUAAAUCAUUUCGUAUUUGGAGUGUGCCAAGCUUUACCUUUGAACUUUUAAGUGCUUUUCUACGUGUGGUUGGGGAAAUGGGUACUAAAUAUUUUUUUUCAUUUUUUAAUUUGUACAAUGAACAAAGUGUACCUAGUGUAAGUAACUAGUCUGCAAUCCACUGACAGGUUGAACGUUACUGAUUUUGCAUAUCUUGUGUUCACUUUCCUUUUUCCUCACUCCCUUAAACAUGCACAAUUAAUUUCUGAGUAGAGUAUCUUGCUUCCUGAAACCAGGACAUUUUAUCCAGUCUUCAUCCUCUUCCCUGUGCUCAGAUUCUCUCAGUAUUUCUUCUCACUAGGGUGGCUAAAUCCAUAUGCCAAGCUGAUCUGGUAAGAUUUCUAGGAACUCAGCUGGCACCAGCAACUCAGGGGGGAUGGGAUUAUAAUAUAUAAUUUCAUAUUUCUUUCACUGAAUCUCUAACUCUUGGUCAUCAAUAAUAGAGUUUCCUGGGGUACAUGACAGGCAAAUGCAAGAGGCAGAGUCAUUAUCUAGGGAAAAUAAUCUAGCUCUGCCCUUGACUGAUAUUCCAGUGUUACUCAAGAGAAUUGCUCUGGUACUGCUCUCAGCUGGAGCCACAGAGGGUUAGUGACAUGAGCCCAUAUUUUGCACUCUAAUGUGCAAUCUCAUCAUUCUCCUCAUACUUGAGUUUAUGGGCCAGGUUCUGGACCUCAGUCAUACCAUUUUAAAUCUGGCAUAACUCCACUGAAGUCAAUGGCACUAUGUCUCCUGCCCAUCUCAAUCUUGUUAUUGAAUCUGAACUUCCUCUUGUCCCUCCUGUGCCUGGCACUUGUCUCUAGUGACAAACCAGAAGAGAAAUAUGUAGAUCUUAUGCAACUUGCUGGGUUUUCCUUGGAAAUGGAUUCUUCAUUUGAAACCACUUGAAAAACUACAUCAUGUGGAAUCUUGGCUGUCUAUGUCUAAAACUCUCACAAGUUUUGCUCCAUUUUCCAGAUGGAUCCCAGAGUUGCAGAUCCGUACUGAAUAAAGAAGAAUGAUCUGAUUCAGGAAAAUCAGAACCAAACUUUGAUCCAAAACUUGAGCUUAUUGUGAGAUCUGAAAAUGUUAAGUUUAUUAUGUAUAUUGUUUAUAUUUUCAUUUACCUCUGGACUUUCCUGCUCUUGAAUGGGGCCUAAAGGAGAAACAACAAAGGGAUAUUUUUGGUGGUAUUGUAUUCCCAGUGGUAUUAUCAAGUGGCCAGCAGCACUUCAAUAUGUCCUGGAUAUCUUAUCAAGGAAAAGCCUCUUCUCAAGAGAUUUUUAUUGAACCAAAGAAGCUUGCAGCAGUUUAGCUACACAUUGGGGAAGAGGGGGGGGGGUCAAAGUCUUGAAAUCCAAGACUUACCUAGGCAAAAUUAUGCAUAGACAUCGAUCAGCCAUGUGCUGAGCAUUUUUACUUGUUCUUUACUGAGACAAACUCUCAUGGAGUUUUGCCUGGGACUUGCAUAUGGAUUCAGGGUUUUAUUUCUGGCUACUUCUCUGAUCCAAAUCAAAGCUCCAAACCUUUUGAAGGGUCUCCAUUCUUAGUGUUGUGAUGCAUAGGUCCAGUGCUAUUGAAAAUGAAAUAGCCCCACUGCUAAUCACCUAUUUCUGAGAGGAAGUCAGGUGGCAGAGUCUCCCUAACUCAUUCUCUUUGACUGAAUAGUUCAUUUGAUGUACAUUUAGUGGUCACAUUUGUUGGUGCUCAUCACCUCUGAAAAACAAGCUACUAAUCUGUAGUAGUCUUUGCUGAAGUCAGUGGGAGCUCUGGAUGCUCAGCAGGUGCUCGUUUCCUCUUAGGAUUUGGCCUCAGGCUAGAGGAUGAAGCUUACAUCAUCUACAUCCUUCUGUGAAAACUCCUAUUCCCUCAGUGAUCACGCCCUGCAGAGGGCUGGAGAAACCCCAUCUCUCCACUGAACAGUCCUCUACACCCUACUGAUUUAAAUGCUUGUGCAGAGAGGACAAUGCAGAUGAAGAUGAUAUUUAUAAUUUGGGAGUGGUACAAAAAUCAGAACUUGCUGCUGCCAGCUGUGCUAAUUUCACUCUCUUUGGAAGAUGGCAAUUCAUUUAGGUACUUUCUGACUUACAGAUUGCAAUAGGCCUGAGCAAAGAGCUACUGCCUCCUUCAAGUGGGGCAGGGUCUGGGCCAUGGUGGGGAGGAGAGGGCAGGUUUAGUUCCCUGGCAUGUCUUUCCUUUCCGUUUAUUGGAGCAAGUGUCAGGUACAAUCACUGCGCUGUGGAUGGAAACAUUGAAGAAGUGAAUGAUUGAGGAGUUUUGUGUACGGAAUAAGAAAGGAGGAAACAGUCUUAUCUUCAUCAUUUGAGUGUGGUUGAUCUGCAGCUUGCUAACAAUACACUGCAGACUAAAGACAUUUCUUACAAAACAACAUACCUGCUCUCUUAUCACCCCUGGUCAUUACUCCAGGCAGCACCAGGCCAGUCACACUGGAUGCAUUUGUUUUUUCUUCCUUAUUUUGUAUGGCUGCCAUGAUGGAAAAAGUGGGACUGAUGAUUCAGAGCUGGAGUUUCCUUAUCCACAGACCUUUUCUGCAUCAUCUGCCUCUUCAGCUGGACAUAUGAAUGAUGAUGAUGAUGUAGAUGCUGCUGCUACUGUGAGGGGUUCAACCUGUUUCAUUCCCCUGCCCGACCGCACCCCAGUCUGGAGGGACAGCUGAAGGAGCGCCAUGUACAGAAUCGCAUCUAUUUCUGCUUUGUUUUGUGACUCAAAACCCUGCCCCUUCGAUGGCUAUGACGACAACAACAACAACAAAAGGGCAAAUGCAUUUUUUACAUUUCUUGAUAAUUUUCAAAGCAAUGUAUCAUUGCUUUCUUUAGACUGAUGCCAAUAUAACAGUUGUAUGGGUCUCAGCCAGGCUCCUGUGUCUUUUCUGACUGCUAGUUUCAGAUUGCUGUGUGAAAUGUAUGCAUGUUUGCACACAGACACAAUCCCACAAGGUGACAGACUCACAAGCCAGCCAGAUUGCUAACAUGCUUUUUACAUGCAGUUGGAGGCCUCUUGCUUCUUACAUAUAUAUGAAAAAACUAAUCAGCAAACCAGAGAAUAUUCUUUAAUGAAGCAGCCACAUUUGGAUAGAACUGAAUAAUAUAAUAUAUAUCCACAAUACAGCCUUGACUGUCUAAGUGUCAUGUGGGACACUGAGUAAGAAGUUUGGAAAUCAAGGGAUUUUAAAGCAAUUAACAUCUAUCAAGGAACCUGAAUCUACUUCAGAUAGUUGUGAGUUUUGAUAGGUUCAGAUAAUCAAGAUUGUAGUGCAUAUAAAGAAAAUCAUAAUUCCAGUCAAAAGAUCUAAAUCACUUCUCACUAAUGUCAGUGUAAACCAAGUAUAAUUCAUUUGAAGCUAAUGAGGUAAUACUGAUAUCACACCGGUGUGAAAUUAGAAUCAGGCCCAGAAAAUUUAUUUUUUCUCCCUGAAGGAGCCUGACUAUAAUUUUUGCAUAAACCUGAGCUGCCUAUGUUUUUCAUUUUUAUUUUAAUAUCUGAUUUUAGUUGGCUUUGUAAGAUUAAUUAAAAAUGGGAAUUAAUUUAUAAGCCCCGGGAUCAAAACCGUUCUUAUCAGAAGUCCAGUCCCAAGGAAGUCCCUCUGCUGCUGCUUUGUUUCUGAGGAUCUUACAGUAAGAGCCAUUUGGCCUCCCUGCUUCCGUGGGCCUGACAUGGGGGCACGUGAGAAUGGCCGCACAGCAAUGAAAUGCGUGGUGCAGCACUAAAAACAGACGGGUCUCUAACUUAACAUAAAGAGGUCUGUGGUAUCAUACUAGGAUGAAAGAACAGGAGUACUUGUGGCACCUUAGAGACUAACAAAUUUAUUAGAGCAUAAGCUUUCGUGGACUAUAGCCCACUUCUUUGGAUGCAUCGAAUGCUUAUGCUCUAAUAAAUUUGUUAGUCUCUAAGGUGCCACAAGUACUCCUGUUCUUUUUGCGGAUACAGACUAACACGGCUGCUACUCUGAAACUAGGAUGAAAGUCUCUCCUGAUAUUAAAUUCAGUGUCCUGUUCAAAGCCCCUAUUCUCCCCACCUUGUAGAGACUUUGCUUAUGAUGAGCAUAAAGAGAAGCCCCUCUUUAGAAGUGAACAGUCCUGUCUAAAGGGCUACCCGAAAAGUGCAUCUUCAAUAAGCAAACUGCUGUAGGCAUUUAUCUACUUCAGCAUUACAAAUGACUUCACGGGAGGCAAAAAUCAAUAGCCCACAAUCUCGCCACAUUCUCACACUGUUACUUCUUUGUUCCAUAUCACUCAGACAACCUGCUUUCAUUGAAGUCCAUCACAUUCUCCAGCCAUUGCUUUCACUUGGUCCAGGAGCAAACUGGCUGGGUCAUAGGCCAAAUGCUAUGCCUCAAACACAGACCAGGGCAGACAUGCCUCCUUCCUAGAACAGAUGCUCGCCCAACCUUCAAACAACUUCCUUCCUAUGCAGUAACCUUCCCAACCAUCUUCCCCUACUUAGUACAGAGCCCUCCCACCACUAGUCUUCUCAUCUAUAUGAUAAAUGUCCUGAGUUGUCCAGCCAGGCAAAAUGUAAUCUAUUUCCCAGAGAGAAUCCGGGGCCAGUUUGCUCCUGGCUCAGUCAGUUAGACUAGUAUUCAAUACUCCUUAAAACCUCUCAAUGCCAUGACCUCUUGUGGAAGUGACACAUGCAGGGGUGUCCAGUCCAGCUAUGAUCAUUUGAAUGGGGGAAGAUCUCAAAUAACUAAAAGUGAGAUUUUGAAUAUCACAUUACAAACUGCUGCAUCACCCAAGAGAGAGACUUUUAAAACUGCCUUAACAAAUGAAUUCAAAAUGAGGGAGUCUCCCUCCAAAUGAGUGACACAUGGCAACAACAAAGGAAAAGCCAUUUGGGGGAGUGAAAUCUGGCUGGAAGUGGCUGGAAUCCAGCUUAAUUCCAGAGGUGAAAACAUAGUUUAGGGCCUGAUCCUGUAGUACUUACUCAGGAUAAAUUCCCCUUGACUUCAUUGAUUAAAGACUGCAAGAUCAGGACUUUACAAGGCAGAGGUGGGUAUUUUCUUGCCUGCAUCUGAUUAAUUUGGGGACUGAUCCUGCAAGGUGCUAAGCACAUGUAUUUCCCAUUGGCUUCUGCGGAAGAUUUGGUUGCUCAGCAUCUCUCAGGCUCAGCACUUGAACAUCAUUCCUGCUCGGAUCAUCAGCUAUUAAUGUUGAUAAAUGUAGGUGUUUUGCCUUCAUUUUAAUUGCCCAAUGCUGUUAAAUGAACUGUCCUAGAUAUACACCACCCCAGAUGUAAGUCUCCUCUCCCACACUUCUCUCCACCCCAGAUGUCCCUAUCAUCUUCCCAGUACUAGUUCUUUACCACAUCCCACAAUUAGUACUUGAAGCCCUUCCCAGUACUAGUUCUUUACCACAUCCCACAAUUUUAUACCCAGGUUUCAUGAAACCACAGAAAUGCUUUUGUAAAUAAUGCUGUACAGUUUGUAACUGUAAGUGUACGCCUGUCAUCGGUGCCAGAGUCCGGCUUGCCCUCUCGCACGUUUUAAAAAAAUCAACGACGAAAAGUUAGAGCAAAUGGCCCACAAGUGAGCGAUAGGGUCAUCUCUGUGUGGGACAAAUGUAUAUUCCUGUAAGAUUGCAUUUUUAUCUAAGGAAUGAUGUUAUUUUAAAAAUUGCUAAUAAAUUUCUAAACAAUGCCUAGA
Molecule: messenger RNA, 14308 nt
Organism: Malaclemys terrapin pileata
Lineage: Eukaryota; Metazoa; Chordata; Testudines; Emydidae
Gene: CACNA1C
Product: calcium voltage-gated channel subunit alpha1 C
Exons: 49
Coding region: 304-6942 (2212 amino acids)
Biological process (GO): calcium ion import across plasma membrane
Cellular component (GO): voltage-gated calcium channel complex; membrane
Molecular function (GO): high voltage-gated calcium channel activity
Source: RefSeq, a predicted model, not a curated record